This is a messenger RNA of Acaulospora morrowiae, 1869 nucleotides long. NCBI's taxonomy places the organism in Eukaryota, Fungi, Glomeromycota, Glomeromycetes, Diversisporales, Acaulosporaceae. The record is from the annotation of a GenBank genome assembly.
AUGUCUGACGAAGAAGUAGCGAACAAAAGGAAAAGAGAGACCGAGAUUAAUGAGGAGCAAGAAGAAGACGACGUAGACAUAGGGCCAGCCCUGCCUACUGCUAAUGAUCUUCCAAAAAAGAAAAAGCGAGUUUUGCAACACGAGAAAUUGUACUUGGAACGCAUUCCAUCGGCCGAUAUGUAUGAGAGGAGCUAUAUGCAUCGCGAUGUCCUGAAUUAUAUAGCUGUCACAAGGACCGAUUUUAUAAUCACGACCUCAAUAGAUGGUCAUUUAAAAUUCUGGAAAAAAAAUGAUCAUGGAAUCGAAUUUGUCAAACAUUUCAGAUCACAUAUGGGCGCCAUCACUGGCAUCAGCGUUUCUGCAGACGGUUUGCUUCUCGCGACAAUAGCGACUGACAAGGCACUUAAAGUAUAUGAUGUUAUCAACUUUGAUAUGAUAAACAUGAUGAAGUUAGAAUACAUACCUAAUAGCGUUUGUUGGAUACAUAAGCGUGGAAAAGCACAAUCUUUAGUUGCAUGUUCGGAUCAUGAAUCUGGGAGUAUUUAUAUAUAUGAUGGCCGAGGUGAUGGCAAGCCGUUGCAUACGAUAACAAAAAUGCAUUCAGAUCCUGUUCACUUGAUGGUGUACAAUGAGCUAUAUAAUUGCGUGGUUUCAGCUGAUUCAUCUGGGAUGGUGGAGUAUUGGAAACCUGAAGAACCUUUCGAUUUGCCAAAGACAGUUUCAUUUGAGUAUAAAUCUGAUACCGAUCUAUACGAAUUUAAAAAAGCUAAAACUAUUCCAACUUCUUUGACAUUUUCCCCAGAUUAUAAACAAUUUGUUACAAUGAGUACUGGCGAUCGUCAAGUACGAGUGUUUAAGUUUGGAAAUGGGAAAAUGAUCCGAAAGUACGAUGAGUCCUUGACAGUUAUGGUUGAAAUGCAACAGGCAGGUACAACCAUAUAUAAACUAGACGAUAUGGAAUUUGGACGUCGUCUUGCUGUUGAACGCGAACUCGAAAAAACGCAUCAGGCAAGGACAAUGGAUGCAGUGUUCGAUGAAAGCGGUAACUUCAUCAUUUAUCCCACCAUGUUGGGCAUCAAAGUCUCAAACAAAGUGGCAAGGUUAAUUGGGAAAACAGAACCACAUCGUUUUCUAAAUAUGGCCUUGUAUCAAGGAGCACCAAAGAAAAAAGCAUUCGUUACAUUGGCAAUGGCUGCGUCCGAUAAUCCCUUGAUGAAAGAAAGUGAAUCAACAGAUCCAACAUUGUUUUGCACGGCCUUCAAGAGAAAUCGAUUUUUCAUGUUCACAACGCGUGAACCUGAUGCGCACGAUUCGCAUAAGGGAGACCGAGACGUUUAUAACGAGAAACCGUCACGAGAGGAGCAAACAGUUGCAUCCGCAACACCUACUAAGCAAAAAUUGGGGAAUACGGCGAUAUUACGUACAACUUUGGGAGAUAUUCAUAUAAGAUUGUUCCCUGAAUACGCUCCAAAAGCUGUUGAAAAUUUUGUCACUCACUCGAAAAAUGGAUAUUAUAAUAACGUGAUAUUUCACCGUGUUAUCAAAGGCUUCAUGAUUCAAACGGGAGAUCCGUUAGGUGAUGGAACCGGUGGAGAAUCGAUUUGGGGUAACGAAUUUGAAGAUGAAUUUAAUAAAGAUCUUAAACACGACCGGCCGUAUACAGUGAGUAUGGCCAAUGCGGGACUUAAUACAAACGGAUCUCAGUUCUUUAUAACGGUGGUUCAAACGCCUUGGCUUAAUAAUAAGCAUACGAUAUUUGGAAGAGCCACAGCAGGAAUGGACGUAAUUCAUACAAUAGAAAACGUCAAGACGGAUAAAAUGGACAAACCAUAUGAGGAUGUGAAAAUUAUCAACAUUGAAAUUCGUUGA